Syzygium oleosum is the source of this 3493-nucleotide messenger RNA. RefSeq lists its product as uncharacterized. The transcript has 8 exons. The coding region runs from base 64 to 3147 and encodes 1027 amino acids. The record is from RefSeq and is a predicted model, not a curated record. NCBI's taxonomy places the organism in Eukaryota, Viridiplantae, Streptophyta, Magnoliopsida, Myrtales, Myrtaceae.
GCAAUGACAGUGGCCUUCCGAGGAAACUCUACCGAGAGUCAGUAAAGUGGGAAGGUAAGAACAAUGUUCAAGUCAGGAAGAUGGAGAAGCGACAAGAACAAGAUCAAAGCUGUCUUCAAGUUGCAGUUUCAGGCAACUCAGGUUCCCAAGUCAAAGAAAUCUACCUUAACAAUAUCUCUGGUGCCUGAUGAUGUUGGCAAGCCGACGGUGAAGCUAGAGAAAGCUGCUGUACAGGAUGGGAUCUGUUCUUGGGAUAAUCCUGUAUAUGAAACGGUGAAGCUCAUCAGAGAGUCAAAAACAGGGAAGCUCAAAGAGAAAAUAUACCAUUUCAUUGUUUCAGCGGGGUCAUCAAAGGGAGGAUUUCUUGGAGAAGCUUCAAUUGAUUUUGCAGAUUUUGCGGCAGAAACUGAACCGUACACUCUCUCUCUGCCACUAAAGUUUGCGAACUCCGGAGCAGUUUUACAUGUGACAAUCCAGAAGGUGGAGGGUUCAGGCCAAAGAGAAAUUGAAGAUAAUGGACCUCCAUUAUCUUACCAGGAGGGAUCCCUGAAAAACCAACUGAGCAUUCUCAGUGCAGAAGAUGAGGACCAGCAUGAUUAUUUCGAAGAUGGGUACUUAGAAGAAAGCACGCCGCCUCUUGUAUCAUAUCCCGAACCAAAUGCUGGAGAGCUUGAAACUAAAUAUAGGAGCGUCCCUCAGGAACCUCCUAUUAGACAAAGUUCUAUUCCUCCAAGAAAACCAGCUGGUUCAGUAGCAGCAUCAAACAAUAAACAUAGACGGUCAAUUACAGAGUGGUCUCUAGGUUCAGCUUCCGAUGGGAGCUUAACUGAUUUUGUAAAUAACGCCGAUGAGCAAUUAAGAACAGAGAGGUUUCAUAAAGAAGCUUCGGAUGCAACAAUCGAAAAACUCAGAUAUGAAGUUGAUAGUAUAACAAGGCAGUCAACACUAUCAGAACUGGAGUUACAAUCUCUGAGGAAACAGAUUGUGAAAGAGACCAAGCGGGGACAAAGUUUAUCUACCCAAAUUUCAAACCUCAGGGAGGAGAAAGAUGCACUCCAGAUGGAAUGUGAACAACUCAGGUCCUGCUGGAUACAUACCAAAGAGGCGGAAACUCCUGGCAAACUGCAGCUUGAAUAUGAGGAGACAAAAUCCCAACUACAAGCAAUAAGACAAGAACUUGGUCAUGAAAAAGACUUGAAUGUCAAUCUGCGGUUGCAGCUGCACAAAACUCAAGAUUCUAACUCUGAGUUACUUCUAGCUGUAAGAGAUCUUGAUGAGAUGUUAAAGGAAAGAAAUGCAGAGAUAUUUCAUCUUAGCAGCAAGAUCAAUGAGAAUCUAGAAGAUUCUCAGGAAUGCGAUGGAUGGCCAGAACGCCGCGUGAAGCGAAGUGAUGCAAUUGAAGUGGACUUGCUGAAGCAAAAGAUAGAAGACCAGCAUGGUGAGCUAGAGUUGUACAAGAAACAGAAUGAAGAACUGGAGACACAUCUGGAGCAGCUAACCUUGGACUAUGAGAUCUUAAAACAGGAAAAUCACGAUAUAACUACCAAGCUGGAAGAACAGAAUCUACAAGAAGAGAUGAAUGAACAGAUUGAGCUCUCAGAGUCUUCAGCUCAUAUCAGAGAGCUUGAGACACAGAUAGAGAAAUUAGAAUUGGUGGUCAAGAGGCAGGCGCAAGAACUCUCGGAGUCAUUGAUUUCCAUUAAUGAACUGGAAAGCCAAGUUAAACAUUUGGAGAAAGAAAUAGAUAAGCAAGCUCAAGGGUUUGAAGAAGAUUUAGAAGCCAUGACACAAGCCAAAGUCGAGUUAGAGCAGAGGGCAAUACGAGCAGAGGAGGCGUUGAGGAAGACCAGGUGGAAUAACGCUGUUGCUGCUGAAAGACUUCAGGAGGAAUUCAGAAGGCUUUCAGUGGAAAUGACAUCUAAACUUGAUGAGCAUGAGAAGCUGGCAGUUAAAGCAGUGAAUGAAGCCAACGAAGUCCGCCAGCAAAAAGAAAGUUUGGAGGAGAUGCUUCAGAAAGCCAACGAAGAGUUACGACAGAGAGACGAUCAAAAUGAAGUAAAAGUACAAGAGCUUUGCACACAACUUGCUCUGAGAGCAACAGAAAUGGAGCACAUUAAAAUGGAGCUGAACAACAAAUCCAAGCUGCUUGAAUACGUGCAAAAUGAUGACGAACAAAAACACGAGGCUUCCUCAAAGGAGAUAGAAACUCUCAAAUCCGAAAUAGAGAGACUCAGAAAGGAGAAGGAUGACAUCAAAGAACUGGAGGAACAAAAGGCCAAGCUGAAAGCUGAAGGAGAACAAGCUGAAGUAGAGAUGCUCAUACAGAGAUGGAGUGAGGAAAGAGAGAGCUUGGCAAAGAAAUUUGCUUCGGAAAAGAAGAAUGCAGAAGAAGCACUUAAGGAGUUGAGUACUGAGAGAUCCUUGACGGAAGAGAAGGAAAAGAUGAUUGCAUGCAUGCAGUCCAAAGUGGAAAACCUCACAGUUCAACAACAAAAUCUAAAGCACAUCUUGCAGAAAGAACAGAAGGAGAAAGAGAGUCUGACAAAGCAGCUUCUUGAACUACAAAGAGAAUUAACCAGGAGAGAAGAGCAAAUCACCAAAGUAAAUGAUACAUUUGCCUGCAACAGUGGUCAAGCUGCAUCCGUAGAUAGAAACACAACUCCAUGCGAUAACCAAUUGACUGCACUUUGCAUUCCUGAGAUGCUUGCCAGCUUAAGGGAGAAAUUGGCAUCACUUAAGAACCAAAUCGAACUUAAGGACAGGGAAGCAGAAAAACCGACUUGUCUAAGAGAUGCAGAGAACCUAAGAAGCAUCAUUGAAGAAUUAUGCAAAAGCAUAGAACAGUUAGAGGAUGUGAAACAUGCUGGUAGAAGCAGUAGAAGCCAUCGGAAGUCAGGGGAAAGAAAGGAAACAGUUGAUAAAGCACAGCAUAUCAAUGGGAACCCCAUCGUCCAAAAUGAAGAUAACUGCAACGUCUUGCGUGCUGAGCUGGCAGUACUGAGCGAAAGGAACAAAUCGAUGGAGCAAGAAUUAAAGGAGAUGGAAGAAAGAUACUCGGAAAUAAGUCUCCGAUUUGCUGAGGUAGAAGGUGAAAGGCAACAACUCGUGAUGACCGUCCGCAACCUCAAAAAUAGUAGGAGUAAAUAGCAUUUUCUGAAAUGCAAGAGUGUCAAAAACUGAGGAAGAAUGCAGGUAGACAACAGAGCCCGUGUGAAGCUGUUGACGCUGAGUGAUAAGUUGAUAACAACACAAAGUCAAGUCAGAAACCAAAUCCUACCUAUCGGUUAGACAUUCUUCCGAGGAAAGGAUCUCCUGCUCUUCUCAUCUCAGAUCGCCCGACAUAUCAAGAAGCAGCAGCAGCAGCAGUUGAUCUAUGCAGGCAAUUAAUUGUACAUUACAUUCAUAAUUGUGGUAAUUCUAAUACCCGGGGCAAUGUUUGCCUACAGUAAUGCUUUCUUCUUUAACAGGUACUCUCUUUUUGAGAGUUCCAGCA